GCCAGAGCCACCGCCGAUAGAUUUCCGGUUUAUCCAGACCGAGGCCGGGGCGGAGCGGUGGGUCAGCUACAUCCUGAAAACUCUGGCCCCGGAAAACGACGGGGACGAAUUUGAGAAGAUCCUCGGGGGAAGGAACAAAAACGCUUUUUUAUCCACCGAACAGGAGCAAGAGUUUCGUCGGUUGGGCCGGAUGACAAGCCACGAGCUGCAGCGGGCGAAGCAGAUGAGUCGGCAGCUGUGGUGCACCGAAGUCUUACUGGCGUUUUUCGGGGACGAGCAAAUCGCACAGGUCGACGUCGAGAGGGCUCUGUGGUACGGCAGCAACGGUAGAAAUA
Molecule: messenger RNA, 335 nt
Organism: Amoebophrya sp. A120
Lineage: Eukaryota; Dinophyceae; Syndiniales; Amoebophryaceae
Source: the annotation of a GenBank genome assembly